Molecule: messenger RNA, 2597 nt
Organism: Dermacentor andersoni
Lineage: Eukaryota; Metazoa; Arthropoda; Arachnida; Ixodida; Ixodidae
Source: RefSeq, a predicted model, not a curated record
UACAUUGGUAUCCUCGCUGUUAAAGUCCUCAAGUCUUUUCAAGUCUGACUUUUUGACAUAGAAUUGACCGAGUUCUCACACACGACAUAAUUUGCGCAUUUUACUUUCUUUUCAACAGACCUAAGGAUGCACCUAAAUCGGGAAAACCAGAUCUUGCUGUGAAGCCCAUAAAUUCUGUAUGUGGACACGGUGGCACGGUAGCCAAAGGACAUCACGGUCAUGAGAAGCUUACCGCUUCCGAAUCACGCCGAAGACUUGCGACAAGGAAGGCGUCGUUGAUGCCAAAGACCGAAGAUCGCCGGUCUUUCAGCGACGCCGGCGCUCUUUUUCCAACGUCACCGUUGCUACCAAGCUCAAGCAAGAAACCGACAUCCCCCGCUGACGUCGUGUCUGCGCCCGCUCAAGCUCCGGUGCUGAAGAGACGUCUUGAGUCGAGUACCAAGCGACUGGGCAAGGAUGCGACGACCGCAGUCACCACCAAGGGUGGAAGGAUCAAAUCGCCACUGGAGAAGACUCGGAACAAGAAUGGGGCUCCCGAGGGUCCUUCGGCGUCGAAGGUGCCGAAGACCGAAGAUCUGCGGUCUUUCUGCGACGCCGGCGUUCUUUCCCCUGCGUUGUCGCCGCUACCGAUUUCAGCCGCGUUAUCGACGUCCCCCAGUGACGCCGCAUCUUCGCCCGAAUCAGCACCGGCGCUAAGGAGGCGUCCCGAGUCAGGUCUCAAGCAGUUGGGCAAGAAGGCGACGGGGGUGGUCACCUCCAAGGGUGGAGAGAUCAAGUCAGCACCGGAGAAGGCUCCGGGCAAGAAGGGAACUUCCCACACUCCAGCGGCGCCCUCGUGCGCUCCGUCCAAGAUUAAGCACUAUCACAAAGCCGCGAAGUCCCGUAAGAAAGCGGCAGGGGCCAACGCGCUGUUGCCGGCAUCCAAUGCCAUGAGCCCUUCGCCUGACAAGGCCUCCAAGGCGGCGAACCACAUGGCGAACCAGACGACGACGGCAAAAGCACUGGCUUCGGAUGGGAAAACAGCGAACAGAAGAGCAUCGGCAUCAAUGGCCGCACUGCCCAGUGAAAAAAAAGUGGCGUCAGUAUCGCCUGCUCGCAAGAUUCUGCAUCCCAGGCACAAGACGCGAGAGCACAUGAGGUCCGGGGCUCCCUCGCCGAAGGCGCCGGUAAAGGUAGCACAUUCUCCGAAGCCAGCGGGAGGCAAGCCGUCUGCGCCUAGGCUUCCGACCGCGACACCACCUGGUACAGAAAGGGGCAAAGAAGCACCCGCCGUUACGGCUACGUCGCCCGCUUCGAAGGCCAAGACAGUAAAGGCGCGAGGUCAGAUAUUUACUCACAAGGGAAAGCCGCACGACGACCACGCAUUUUCCAAGGCCGGGUCGUCGAAGGCCUCGGAGGGCGCGGCGGUCACCUCGCCGACCGAAGGCGGCCAGUUUUUGAAGGAGCGGCCUCCCACACUGCCAUUAAGCAGCUCGAUGUCUGGCAUCGUGAGCGAGACGGAGGACCUAAACCGCACUGGCGACAAGCUUUUGGAGCUUUUGUCGCUGCUCGAUUCAACGUCUACGCCGCGACAGUCCGGGCGCGACGUGACGAAAACACGCGACUCCACCGGAAAGCCUGCCGUCGCUCGAGCAAGCAGAGAGUUCCAGGCAGGAGCGAAAGAGCCAACAAGCCUGCCAUCAGGUGCCGUCCAGGCACCGACUACCACCGAGCCAUACGACGGGCCGGCAGCUAGCGCCCUGGAUUCGGGCAGUCGUGUCGGUGCUCCUCGGCCUUCCACCACGUCAGCGACUGCAGUGGAUGACGUAAGCAGCGUCCUCACUGGUCGCUCCGAUGAACAAGCCGUAGUUCUGGAGGCGCUGGUGGCUACAAAUACGCUUGAGGCGUUCGUAGCUGCCAAUCCCUCAAUGGCGCCGGACAGCUGCUUUGACGUCAAUGUUCCCGGGAGGGCGCCAGUAGAGGAUGACCAAUGUGGUCGCGCCUUCGGUUCCGCUACAGGUUUAGCGAAAGACAAUGCCAAAGUUGACCGGGCCCUAGUUACCGUAAAUAUGCCUGAUGGAAAUGCCCGCGAUCGCACUCUGACAUUAGAUGGUGACGCUAAUUCCCCGUGGUCUUCGGUGCCAGUAGAUGACGUAGGCAGUGACGUUAUGGGCAGAACCAAAGAUGAUGACGAAAACCAAGUCGAAGUUGCAAAACUGCCGUUGGCUGCGAAUGACGCGGUCGUCAUUCUGCACGCCCUGGCACUGGAUAGCUUCGCCGAUGUUUCACAGCCUUCGACGACAAUGGCGGACGACGCAGGGAGUGGCACCGUUGGUCUAGUUAUAGGCGAAGCCAAAGACCAAGCCGAGGCUUCCCAGCAACUAGCUAUCACGUAUCAGCCUGAGGCACCGGCUACCACAGGCGUCCCGGCUCCGCACAGCCACACUGACCUCCCGCCUUCUACGUCAGCUGCAACAGGAGGUGACGCAACCAGUGGUGGAGUCGAGAGAGCUGAAGCCAAAGUCGAAGCCACCAACAAAAUCGACGACACAACGGCUCGCCCCUCGCUCGCUAGGCGUAGCAAUCUCAAAAGUGGAAGCCGGAACCGAGCGAAAUGA